Messenger RNA from Exophiala mesophila, 2393 nucleotides. RefSeq lists its product as uncharacterized. The transcript is spliced from 4 exons. NCBI's taxonomy places the organism in Eukaryota, Fungi, Ascomycota, Eurotiomycetes, Chaetothyriales, Herpotrichiellaceae. The record is from RefSeq and is a predicted model, not a curated record. The coding region runs from base 587 to 1525 and encodes 312 amino acids. Gene Ontology annotation, cellular component: plasma membrane. Gene Ontology annotation, molecular function: acetate transmembrane transporter activity.
CUUUGAUUGAUAAACCUCAUCCACAAAGAGAUAUCGCCUCCUCACUUCCGCCCAAUUUUUCGUCAUUGCCCCUCCAACAAUCAACGAGAAGCCCGACAAACUUGUGUAAGGGAGUGUGUGUUGUGAUGUGUGUGACGGAAUGGCUGGACACGCUGCACUCACUUUCUCACGCCAAACUCAUCAUCCUCCGCUCCUUCCUCUGCAACAGAAGAGUCACAUCCAACAAGGAAGGCACGGAUGUCACUCAACAUUUGCCCCAUCUCUUCCUUCCUCGACAAUCAAUUCUAAUCCCCCCGCCAAGAUCCCCGUUAGUAGGUUUUCUAUGCCCACAGAUCAUCUCUUCAUCUUCCCCGUGAUAUUCGCACAUUCGUCAUGGUUGCUUUUGCCUCCAUUUGACCAGGUGGGUUUCGGAUCAAGACAGAUAAAGUCGCUCACGUUUGCCCAGUCCCAAGCAAUACUAUAUUUGUACCCCCUUCGCGACUCUUGCUUGUGAACUCUGUCUCCUUUCUUCCCAUAGCCAUACUUACAGUCACAUCUUGAUCAUCUUUGUCUCCAUACACAUCCUCAACCUCACUCCGCGUCCAUCAUGGCGACCAAUACACAACACAAUGCGGUUCACAACUCCGCCAACCAAGCUGCCGCCAAUGGCUUUAGUAAUGGCAACUCCAACACUAAUGGAGCGUCCUCUCACGACUUUGAGAGUGCCACUCGCAACAUGACCCAUGAGGAGAAAGCCACCGCAGCACACGCCGCUCGCUUUGGAUACGGUCCACUCGCUCACAUCAAGACAGAUACGUUUGAUGGAGCAGCUUUACAGGCUUUCGGAGGUGAAUUCCAACCCGGUCUUUACAAGGGAGUCAAGGAUCGCAGAUUCGCCAAUCCCGCCCCUCUCGGUCUUUCUGCCUUUGCCUUGACCACGUUCGUCCUGAGUUUGAUCAACUUGGGUACUCGUGGUCUCGAACAAAACAAUAUCAUCAUCUCUCUGGCUUUUGGCUACGGAGGUCUUGUUCAGCUUCUCGCUGGCAUGUGGGAGAUGGCAGUUGGUAACACUUUUGGUGCGACGGCUUUGUCCUCCUACGGUGGAUUCUGGAUUUCCUUUGCCAUCUUGCUCACCCCAGGCGGAUUCGAAAUCGAAGCCAACAUCGAAGCCGCCGGCGGAUCCAAGGCAUUGACUGACUCGGUCGGAUUCUACCUCAUCGGUUGGUUCAUCUUCACCACCAUUCUUCUCUUCUGCACCCUCAAGUCAACCGUGGCAUUCUUCUUCCUCUUCUUCACACUCGACCUAGCCUUCCUCCUCUUGGGCGUUGGAUAUCUUAACCCUAACGCCGAAGGCGCUCCCAACACCGGCUGUAUUCGAGCUGGCGGUGCCUUUGGCAUCCUCGCAGCCUUCGCAGCAUGGUACAACGCACUGGCCGGUAUCGCCGAUACUUCGAACAGUUUCUUCAUCAUUCCUGUGGCUCACUUUCCCUGGUCGGCCAAGGUCCGAGAAGACCGUAUGGCGACAAAGAAUGAGCAUUCGGCCUAAACUUAGCUCUCGAAAGGUCUUGACUUGCCAGAUGCAGCUAUUCAGCUUUGUAUUAUGAUGCAGUUUCCAAUUUCAGCUACUUCUUGCCUCUUGCGUAGCUAUGGGUCACAAGGGAAUAUCACGGAUGGUGAACGUUUUUGUCAAUGGUUACUUUCAUGGGAAUUAAUGACAAUGGUACGGACAUGGGUAUUGGCACUGGCCAUGUGCAACCUUUGUUUACCCAGGUAAUUGGCGGUGCUAGCGACGACAUCAGCAACAAGGAUGACGACACUGACGACGAACAAUGACGCACAAACACACACACACCAGUUUCAAACGACUCGAGCUGCUCAUCCAUAGAUUCCCCUCUCUUGAUGGGGGAAUUCUCAAGACCAGACCACCAGACCAGACCAAACUACGGAGUACACGUUUCGGUCUGCUCGAUUCAGCUCCGGAUGGGUCGGAACCUGGAGAACGGGGAUGGAGAAGUUUAAACAAUCCCCAAACCAAUAAGGUACACACCUGUAGCUCAAUUGCCACCUCCAGAAUGAUCAUGGCGAUCAGUUGGAAACCGAGCACCCACGCACAUUACUAAUUUGCCAUUCGGCGACUUCUUUUUCGCCCUCGUAGUAAAAACUCCUUACUUAGUUCCAUUGUGAUUUUGUUGUGCACAACCCCGUCAUGUCAACAUCCAGUAGGGACGGGGCAUACGGAGUAGGAAGGUGUCCACACACCGUGUAUAUUGCAUUACCUUGUUGACAACAAGGAUUCUAUUCUCGUAUCUCAAAGCAGAUGUUCUUCCUGCUUGCUUGCCUUUCCCUCCCUCUCCCUCUCAUAAGACAGCAAAAGCACUCACAUAGCUAACACUACUAUCUCUAUAUGACUCCGC